Molecule: messenger RNA, 306 nt
Organism: Cryptococcus wingfieldii CBS 7118
Lineage: Eukaryota; Fungi; Basidiomycota; Tremellomycetes; Tremellales; Cryptococcaceae
Exons: 3
Coding region: 1-306 (101 amino acids)
Source: RefSeq, a predicted model, not a curated record
AUGGUCGCCCUCUUCGCUCUUCUCCCUUUUGUUGGCAUGCUCGCUUUCGCCUCUCCUCUCAUUCAGCGAGCCGACAACUCUACCACCAUUGGCCAGAGAUUCCACUCCCAGGUCAACGCGGACGAGUGGUGUGUGACUGCCGGUAGCGGUAAUGCCGCCAAGGGUGCUCGUAUCAACAUGGAGAGGGAUAUGAUGUUCUCGGAUACCACGCUUGUCGCUGGGUACGGGGGUGAUGAGGGAGAGGAAGAGGAAGAGAGGAAGAAGGGGUUUUUGAAGGCGCCUGAUGCGGUGGUUCUGAAAAGUUAG